Messenger RNA from Pseudonaja textilis, 487 nucleotides. NCBI's taxonomy places the organism in Eukaryota, Metazoa, Chordata, Lepidosauria, Squamata, Elapidae. The record is from RefSeq and is a predicted model, not a curated record.
AUGGCGACGGCGGCGUUCGGGCCCUUCUUCCCGGCAUGCCCCGCGCGGCAAGCCGACCCCGCCCCCCUUUCCCCGGCCGGCGCGCAGGCGCAGUCGAAACACGCGAUGGCGGCGGCGGCGGUGGCGGCGGUGGGGGGGCGUCGCGGCUCCUCUUCCUGCUCGUCUCCCGGCGGGGGCGGCGGCGGCGGGGGCGGCUCUUCCUCGUCCGCCGGCGGGGGCGGCGGGGUCGGCGCCGCCUCCCCUUCGCCUCCCUUGGCGCCCUCGUCGGGCCUGGCGCUGGAGGCUCUGGUGGGGCUGCUGCUGCCGCCGCCGCCUCACCCGGGAGCCUCGUCCCCGCCGCCGCCGCCGCCCCCGGGGCUGGCCGGGCUGGUGCGCUGCGCGCGGGACUGCGGGGCGCAGGCGCAGGCGUCGCCGUCGUCGCUAAGCAGCCUGCUGGUCCUGAGCAGCGCCCGGAUGGGCUCCAUGAAGACCCGGUGAGUGCCCCCCC